Messenger RNA from Sinocyclocheilus rhinocerous, 587 nucleotides. Its product is annotated as collagen alpha-1(VII) chain-like. Lineage: Eukaryota; Metazoa; Chordata; Actinopteri; Cypriniformes; Cyprinidae. The transcript is spliced from 11 exons. The record is from RefSeq and is a predicted model, not a curated record. Bases 54 to 587 code for a protein of 177 amino acids.
ACGGUGACUCGGGAGAGAGAGGGGAGGCAGGCAGUACUGGUCCACAGGGGCCCAUGGGCCCCAGAGGGAAAGAUGGACUAAAAGGAGACAAAGGAGAGGAUGGCACUCCAGGUACCUCAGGUCCCAUCGGACCAAGAGGCCCAAAGGGAGAGCAGGGAAUACAAGGUCCCCCUGGGCCACCUGGAGAUGUGACAACUGGAGAGAAACAGCUGAAAGGUGACAGAGGAGAAAAGGGAGAGGCAGGUGACCCAGGGGAGCACGGGGCUAAAGGUCAAAAGGGUGAACCAGGAGCUUCAGGCUCGCCAGGACCAAGCGGUCCUGAGGGGCCGCGUGGGCUACCAGGAGCCAGAGGUGACCCAGGCGAUAGGGGCAGUCCAGGAGACAAGGGAGAAAGAGGAGCGGCUGGAUUGGAUGGACGACCCGGUCAGGAUGGGAAACCUGGGCCGCCUGGAGCUCCUGGAUUACGGGGUGACCCAGGAAAACAAGGGGAUCCUGGAAAAGAUGGCUUGGCGGGACUAAGAGGGCCUCAGGGGCCUCCAGGACCACCAGGAGCUAAUGGCACACCUGUGAGUAAUAUCACAGCUUAA